AUGUGCCCGGGUCCUAAUCGUGCGAUCUGGACACCUCAGCUGAUGCAACUCCAUUGCAUCACGGGAGCAUUCUCUGAGCGCGACAUGCGAUACUGGGCGACUCCGAAAAACAUAAAUUGUGUACACACAAAUUUCCUUGUGUAUGUGUGUCGUAUUUUGUGCCUUGGCACGGAAAUGCAUGUGAACAAAAAUUUGUGUAAGACACAUUUAAUGCCAAUUCACCCUCAGUGA
Chondrus crispus (carragheen) is the source of this 231-nucleotide messenger RNA. RefSeq lists its product as hypothetical. Bases 1 to 231 code for a protein of 76 amino acids. The record is from RefSeq and is a predicted model, not a curated record. Lineage: Eukaryota; Rhodophyta; Florideophyceae; Gigartinales; Gigartinaceae. The transcript has a single exon.